Molecule: messenger RNA, 573 nt
Organism: Guillardia theta CCMP2712
Lineage: Eukaryota; Cryptophyceae; Pyrenomonadales; Geminigeraceae
Exons: 3
Coding region: 1-573 (190 amino acids)
Cellular component (GO): membrane
Molecular function (GO): sugar transmembrane transporter activity
Source: RefSeq, a predicted model, not a curated record
AUGUUCUCUUCACCCCUCCCAGCUGUUCUCAAGGCUCAGAAGGAUGGGGCCCUGGGCGAGUUGAAUCUCCAGCCCUAUCCAGCGCAGUGCGGAAACUGUGCUGCCUGGCUCACCUAUGCACUUCUUGUGAAGAACGUCUGGAUUGUCAUCCCUAACAUCGUGGGCUUGUCACUUGGACUUUUCUUCACCUACACCGGCCAUGCCAUGGGCAGCGUCCAGCAGAAGUCAUCCAUCAUGAAGUCGUUUGUUAGUUAUGCCUCUGCCAUCGGCUUGGCCAUCAUCGCUGCCUUCUCGGGAGUUUUUAGCAUCCCUGCCAAGGAAGUGAUCGGCAGAGUUGGGAUUGCGCUGUUGAUGAUCUACUACUGCUCACCUCUCGCAACUAUCUCUACGGUGAUCAAGACUAAGAACGCUCAAUCCAUCGAUCCCUUGCUGACCGUGGCUGGCAUUCUUAACGGUCUGUUCUGGUUCAUGUACGGACGGGCAAUCAGUGACAUCUACGUGUGGGGACCCAAUGGCAUCGGCGCCAUCCUUGCUACCAUAUCGACGGCCUGCUACCUCGUGUACAAGAAGUAA